Penicillium nucicola is the source of this 1566-nucleotide messenger RNA. RefSeq names its product MFS general substrate transporter. The record is from RefSeq and is a predicted model, not a curated record. Bases 1 to 1566 code for a protein of 521 amino acids. Gene Ontology annotation, molecular function: spermine transmembrane transporter activity; spermidine transmembrane transporter activity. The transcript is spliced from 4 exons. Gene Ontology annotation, biological process: spermidine transport; transmembrane transport; spermine transport. Lineage: Eukaryota; Fungi; Ascomycota; Eurotiomycetes; Eurotiales; Aspergillaceae.
AUGACGCGACAAAAAGAGUAUCCCAUGAUGCAACCCCAUUCUCCUCAAAUUGAUGCCCCAUCAUCCCCCAACAGUGCUACCAGCAGCACAAUCAACAGUCUCACAAGUGAAAAGACACUGGUAUCCUUUACCCCAGUUGCAGAUAUCCAGCCUGAGGCCUGCGCCAGUUCAGCACACAGUGCUCGCCACUGGGCCGUUAGCCGAAAAGUUGCAGUGUCUCUGGGCGCCAUAACGUGUUUUUUGGUAGUCACAUUGACGACUUCAAUCUAUAUCGCAAGUAUACCUGGAAUUAUGGCUGAGUUCCAGGUGGGCAGGACCCUGGCAAUUCUACCGGUCACGCUGUAUGCUCUAGGAUUUGCCAUCGGUCCCAUGUGCACAUCUGCCCUUUCUGAGGAAUUCGGAAGACAAUAUGUUUACAAGAUAUCUCUUUUACUACAUUUCGCCUUUACACUAUGGGGGGGGUUUGCACGAAAUUUCUGUACCAUCGCUGUAUGUCGAGCGAUAUCGGGCCUCGUCGGGUCUCCCUCGGUUAGUGUCUUUGCUGGGGUCCUCAAUGAUCUGUGGCAGAUGCCCGAAGAUAGACUGGGUGUUCCUCUGUUUGUGUUGUAUGGCUUAGGCGGCGCGGCAGCCCCAGAGAUUGGACCAGUCAUAGGAGAGGCUGUUGUCGCCGUGUAUGGUUGGCGAUCUUCAUUUUGGCUGACGGCGAUCCUCGUUGGGGCAUGUAUUCUUGGUAUGAUUUGCGUACCAGAGACCUUCGAGCCUGAAAUCCUACGAAAAAAGCUCAAGCUUCCAAGGCGCGACCCACGGAAAGCGUUAGCACCUGCAUUUUUGCGCCCAAUCCAUUUGCUCUGGGCCGAGCCUAUCGUGCUUCCGACCGCCGCCAUCGUCACAAUGAGCCAGAUUGUCAUUUUUAUUCUCUAUGCAGGAUACCCCGUCAUCUUGGAACGGACAUAUCAAUUUUCCCCAUACCAAGUGGGGUUGGCAUUCUUGCCAAUCUUGGUUGGGACAUUGCUGGCAGCACCGGUGCUAUCCAUGGUAGAUAGGCGUAAGCGUCGUCUGAAUCGUUCGGUUCCCGAGGACAAUCUCCCCGGGGCCAUGCUAGCAGCCAUAUUGCUGCCAAUCAGUCUUCUCUGGCUGGCAUGGACCGCUCGCCCAAUGGUCCAUUGGAUUUGCCCUCUCCUUGCGGGUAUCCCGUACGGACUAGGAUUUGCCUUGUCCCAGCUCUCUUACCCUUUGUACAAGAACGAAGUUUACGGUGCCGAGCUUGGAGCGUCUGCAAUCGCCGUUGACGUAGCUAUGCGGUACCUUUUCUCGUCUGUCUUUCCAUUAUUCACUAUUGAUCUUAUCGACUCUAUCGGGUUUGACUGGACAAUGACGGCCUGUGCAGUGGUCAUGAUGGUGCUCACCCCCGUCCCAUGGUUGCUGCAGAAGUUCGGUGCUCAGUUACGGAGCCGAAGUCGAUAUGCUAAGAAGGUUCCUAUUAUGACUGGACAGCAAAAUGAGUCACGGGAAGCUACGCGAGGAGAUGAUGGAACAGUCUUUUCUGCUCCUUACUCUCCUGUAUGA